AUGGCCAGCCAACAGUCUGCCCAGAGUUCUCGUGCAUCUGUACCACCACGUCCAUCACUCCCCUCUCCACUGCUGCUUAAAAGACUUCAGAAACACUAUGAUACAGCUAUGCAGUUAGUCAAUGACGGGCUCUGCCUAGAUGAAAAUGGUAAAUCAAACGAUGCCAUCAACAUGUACUCAAUGUCAAUGGAAGAAAUUCAAAAAGGGAUGAACAUCACACUUGAUGACCAACAGCUAGACAACGAAGACCGAGAAUCCUAUCGAAGAAUGAUGCAUAAGUUAGCCAAAACGAAAAUGCAAAUUGAAUCGCGUCUUGACAUGCUCCGGCUAUCCAACACCCCAACUCUGGCUUCCGAUGGUCCAAAUAUGGACAGUCCUCCAUCUUAUGAAGAGGUGAUGUCAUCACCUUCCAGUGGAUUUAGCUCUGCCUCAAACUAUUCAAAUGUGGUAAACGGUAACCGACGGGUGUCACGGGAUGCUACACAAAUCUUUUGUAUCCCUGAUGGAGUACAGAUUUUCUACAUAACUGCUGAUGGUCACAUCACGGCACCGUCUUACCCUAAUGCCUUGACCAUUAAUCGUAUAACGCCAUCUGAAGAAUCUUCUUCGGAUACCCCACCUGCGUUCUUACAAGUUGGUGAGUGGGUGUAUCCCAUGUUACCUGGAAUGUCUCCAGUGCUACAUGCCACUUAUGGUGCCUAUAUUUUCCCAGAUAUGUUGGCACCUCAAGAAGUAAAUGUGACCCCUGCACGUAAGACUUCAAUACGCAUCUCCAUGGAUGGAAAUCCUUGUUGUGCAGUUGGUUUGAUACUACCAGACACAGUGACACAAGAUGAAAAGGAUCUAUUUGAAGACUUACUUGCCUCUAUGACUCAUUACCAGAGACAAGAAGGGCCUCCAGAAUACAUUGAAGUACCAACAUACAAAAUACCAGUGUCUGUAGAUGAAGGCUUAGAAUUGGAAGAGGAAAAAACAAGUACAAAAGUUGCUAAGGGCAUUGAAAAAGUUGCUGGUUUUCUUGCAUGGGGCCUUGGUAAGGGUGCUGAACAUGGAACUGUGUUGUUGAAGAAAGGAUCAAAACAGAUAAUCUCUCGUAUAUCACCAGGAGAAAGGAAACGUGUUGAUCCUGCUACCCAGAAAAGUGUGGAGUAUCUUCGAGUUGCCACCCACACAGCCGUUCGCGUCAGUGGUUAUGCCUUGAGUAAACUUGGUGAUGCUACCAUGGCUGCGGGUCGAUUGUUAGCUCCACACAUUAAGGAACAUGGAAGCAAAUUAUUACCAAAAUCUGUAAAGAACAAUCCAGAAACUGCUUCCAAUAUUGAUGCUGCAGUUGAAGUGGCUGCCAGUGGAAUUAAAGGAUUUGGGACUGUGUAUCUUGGUUUAGAAGCAGCAGCAAAAAAUUUGGCCAGAGGACUUACUGAAGAAACUGUACAUAUUGUAAACUACAAGUAUGGUUGUCAAGCAGCCAAAGCAACUGAGAACACUCUAUAUUCAGUUGGAAAUGUGGCAAUGGCAGCUAAUAAUGUAGGUAACUUUGGCCCAAAAGCUGUGGCUAAGAAAGCUGUGAAAGAGACUGACCUUCUACAUUUUCUUUCUUUUUUCUUUUUUUUUCCAGACCUUCUACAUUUUCUUUCUUUUUUCUUUUUUUUUCCAGACCUUCUACAUUUUCUUUCUUUUUUCUUUUUUUUUUCCAGACCUUCUACAUUUUCUUUCUUUUUUUUUUUUUUUUUCCAGACCUUCUACAUUUUCUUUCUUUUUUUUUUUUUUUUCCAGACCUUCUACAUUUUCUUUCUUUUUUCUUUUUUUUCCAGACCUUCUACAUUUUCUUUCUUUUUUCUUUUUUUUCCAGACCUUCUACAUUUUCUUUAUUUCUAUUUUUCAUUUUUUUUCCAGACCUUCUACAUUUUCUUUAUUUCUAUUUUUCAUUUUUUUUCCAGACCUUCUACAUUUUCUUUCUUUUUUCAUUUUUUUUCCAGACCUUCUACAUUUUCUUUCUUUUUUCUUUUUUUUCCAGACCUUCUACAUUUUCUUUAUUUCUAUUUUUCUUUUUUUUUUCCAGACCUUCUACAUUUUCUUUCUUUUUCUUUUUUUUCCAGACCUUCUACAUUUUCUUUAUUUCUAUUUUUCAUUUUUUUCCAGACCUUCUAUAUUUUCUUUAUCUUUUUCUUUUUUUUUUCCAGACCAUCUACAUUUUCUUUAUUUCUAUUUUUCAUUUUUUUCCAGACCUUCUACAUUUUCUUUAUUUCUAUUUGUUCAUUUUUUUCCACACCUUCUAUAUUUUCUUUAUCUUUUUUUUUUCCAGACCUUCUACAUUUUCUUUCUUUGUAUUUUUCUUCUUUUUUUUUUUCUAGUCCUUCUACAUUUUCUUUCUUUCUAUUUUUCUUUUUUUUUUUCCAGACCUUCAGCAUUUUCUUUCUUUCUAUUUUUCCUUAUACAUUUUCUUUUUUCUUCUCUUUUUCCCUAGAAUUUAUACAUUUUUCUCUUUUUUUCUCCAAACCUUAUAUAUUUUAUUUUCAGAUUAUGUCAUAUCUCUGA
This is a messenger RNA of Acanthosepion pharaonis, 2535 nucleotides long. NCBI's taxonomy places the organism in Eukaryota, Metazoa, Mollusca, Cephalopoda, Sepiida, Sepiidae. The record is from the annotation of a GenBank genome assembly.